This is a messenger RNA of Gopherus flavomarginatus (Mexican gopher tortoise), 4107 nucleotides long. RefSeq names its product aldehyde dehydrogenase 3 family member B1 (gene ALDH3B1). Lineage: Eukaryota; Metazoa; Chordata; Testudines; Testudinidae. The record is from RefSeq and is a predicted model, not a curated record. Gene Ontology annotation, biological process: aldehyde metabolic process. Gene Ontology annotation, molecular function: aldehyde dehydrogenase (NAD+) activity. The transcript is spliced from 13 exons. The coding region runs from base 532 to 2019 and encodes 495 amino acids. Gene Ontology annotation, cellular component: cytoplasm.
CUAAGAGACAGAGUGUCAGGCAUUUAGGUGCACUGGCCCUUUGCUCUGCCAGAUACUUAAGAAUUGCCAUGGGGACACUGAGGCACCAACGCAGUAUUCAGAGAAAACAUUAAGAACAUUCCUAGUUCAUCACAGUGGCGAGGCGGGGAGCCAGCCUGCCCUCCCUGCUGUGCCCCAAUUGGCUGCCACCCGCCCACGAGGAUUGCCGGGGUGAAGCACUCAGCAAACAACACUGCUGAGAGGGCUGAGUUGGAGGAAAUCCCUGAGAGAAGCCAGCAAGGUGCCAAGCUCCCACCUCAGCAGCACUCAACCCCGGAGUGCAUGGGCAGCACCUCAGUUACUGAUCCAGGAAAGGAUCUUCCCUCUUAUCCCAUGACAGCUUACUUUGCCUAAGAGGGAUCUUAAAGUCCAAGUACACUAUAUCCACUGGAUCCCCCUUGUCUACAUGCUUGUUGACCCCCUCAGAGAAUUCUAGUAGAUUCAUCAAAGACACGUUUGUUGAAAGCCAUCAACACCUUCCAGGGUAACAACAUGGACACAGAAGGAGACAUCCCAGGGAAGGCGCCCACGGGUAGCGACAUAGGAAAGAUGGACUCCAAAUCUGCUGGCAUGAACCCCUAUGUGGGUUUGGUGAGCAGCCUGCGCGCUGCCUGGCUUACGGGGAAGACACGCGCAGCUGAGCACCGGGUCUCCCAGCUGGAGGCGCUGCGCCGCUUCCUGGAUGAGAAGAAACAGCCCAUCCUGGAUGCCAUGGCCUCGGACCUGCGCAAGCCCCACUUUGAGGUGGAGCUCUCCGAGAUCAUCCUGGUCAAGAACGAGGUCAACUACGCUCUCAACAACCUGUCCAGCUGGAUGAAGGACGAGUUCGUGGAGAAGAACCUGGUGACUCAGCUGGACACGGCCUUCAUCCGGAAGGAGCCCUAUGGAGUGGUGCUGAUCAUCGGGGCCUGGAACUACCCCUUGAAUCUCAUCCUGGUACCCCUGGUCGGGGCCAUCGCGGCCGGGAACUGUGUGAUCGUCAAACCAUCUGAGAUCUGCAGCAGCACUGAGAAGCUCCUGGCUGAGACGCUGCCCAGCUACCUGGACAACGACUGCUUUGCUGUGGUGACCGGGGGCCCUGCGGAGACCACCCAGCUGCUGGAGAACAAGUUCGACUACAUCUUCUUCACGGGCAGCCCCCAAGUGGGCAAGAUAGUGAUGGCAGCUGCGGCCAAGCACCUGACGCCACUGACGCUGGAGCUGGGGGGCAAGAACCCCUGCUACGUGGCCGACGAGAGCGACCUGCAGAACGUGGCCAACCGGCUGGUCUGGGGGCGCUGCUUCAACGCAGGGCAGACCUGCAUCGCGCCCGACUACGUGCUGUGCAGCGCAGAGACGCAGGAGAAGCUGCUGCCCGCCCUGCGCCACGCCAUCACCCAGUUCUUCGGCCCCGAGCCCCAGGAGUCACCUGACUUCGCCCGCAUCAUCAGUGAUAAGCAGUUCCAGCGCAUCCGGGCCCUGCUGGGCAGUGGGCGUGUGGCCAUCGGGGGGCAGACGGACGAGAGGGAGCGCUACAUCGCCCCUACGGUGCUGGCGGACGUGCAGCCAUCGGAGCCUGCCAUGCAGGAGGAGAUCUUCGGGCCUGUCCUGCCCAUCGUCACUGUGCCCAACGUGGACGAAGCCAUCGCCUUCAUCAACCGCCGGCAGCGGCCGCUGGCCGUGUACGUCUUCGCCUCCGACAGCAAGCUGGUGCACCGAGUGCUGGAGCAGACGAGCAGUGGCGGUUUUGGUGCCAACGACACCAUGAUGCAAACGACGCUAAUCUCACUGCCCUUCGGUGGGAUUGGGAACAGCGGGCUGGGCUCGUACCACAGCAAGUUCAGCUUUGACACCUUCUCUCACCACCGCGCCUGCCUCCUGCGCAGCCUGGGCCUGGAGACCGUGAACGCCCUGCGCUACCCACCCUACAGCGAGCGCAAAAUGGGGCUGGUGACUUCUGCCUUCGAGAUCAAACGCAAGGGCACCUGCACCCUGCUGUGACGGGAGGGUCGGCCCAGCCCGGCCCAGCCCGGCCCAGCCCCCCUGCACCGUACAACCCACUGGCUGCCUGAUGGGAGUGACGGCCAUGGGGGAGAAGGCCUGGCCAACCUUAGGAGGCCCCCUCCAAAGGGGUUAAAUAAUCUUUGUCCGACUCCUUCAUCUUCCUGGGAGAGGGGCACAGCUUCCUCCAUCCCAGCUCUGGGAACUCCUGACCAUCCUAGCCCAGCCUCUUGCUUCUCCAGCUCCAGCUGCUUGAGUGGUGGGGAGAGAGCUUCCCCCACACCACAUCCCCAAUGGAGACAGUUGCUAGGAGGAGGGAAAUGCUAAGGGGGCUGCCCAGGAAUGACCCACCCCCUCCCCCGGCCAGGUGUCUGCCCCACCAAGGAGACAUGUGGGCCAUGUAAUCCCAGUAGUGCCCUCUGACACUGAUUCCCCUGUCAGGCUGCUGCUGUGUUGCCCAGGAAGGGCAGUGUCAUCCUCCCAUUGCCUGCUGGCAGGGGGCAGGUGUCCUGGAGCUGCAGGACCCUGCUUCGAGGGGGAUGAGGGCUGAAGGGGCAGUAAGGGAAGCCUGUGACCCAGCCUGCUGCCAGGGAAUCACUCCUGUCUCAGACAUGCCCCCUGUACUGGCUUAGCCUCAUUCUCCCAUCAUGCUGUCUGCUGUCCACCAUCGCUGCCGGUGCCCCCUGCUCCAUGCUUUUCCCUGUGUAGAUUUUGGUUUAGUAAAGACUCAGCGUUGAACGCGCCUGCCUGGCCUGGUCCUGCAGGUCCUUCACCCUCCCUGGCUCUGGCUCAGUGGGCAGCAUGGGCAGGGCUAGGGUGAGGCCCCCAGAGAGGGGACUAGGCACAGCAGCCAGCAUGGCCAGGGUCUGCCCCCCACCCCCAUCUUCUCCCUACUGCCAAGGAGCAGCUUCUGGGAAAAUGAAAGACAAGGAGCAACAGCCGGGGAGAGCCCUGCGGGUUGGGAUUGAGGGGCACUAGUGAGGGGGGCAGGGCUGGGAUAGCAGGGGUCUGUGGGUCAGCAUUGAGGGGCAUUGGCACAGCUGGGGGUAGGAGGAGCCCAGGGCUGGGACAGCAGGGGGCUGAGGGUAAGGAUUGCAGGAUUUUGGAAGAGCUGUGGCGGGAGCCCAGGGCUGGGAUAAGGGGGCUGUGGGUGGCCCCAGUGGACUAAAUUCAUGGUCUGAAUUAAUUUUCAAGUCCUUCACUGCAAGUGGCCCACGCCAGCUCCAAGGGCCCCGUCCCUCUGUUCUUCCCCAUGGCCACAGCUCAGUGCCUCUGGGCAGUGGGGGUGUGGAAUUCCUUAGCAGGGCCAGCUGCAAACCCAGGUUCCCCAUGGCAGAGCUGGGAGUAACCCCCAGGUGCCCAGAGGCACAGACUGGCUGAGCCCUGUAGUGCAGACUGACUGUGCCACAUCGCUAUCUGCGUAUGUACAGACAUAGCCCCUCGGCCACAUGCUCCUCCUCGGGGCCAAAACAAAACCCACGUCCCUGGGCCCUGGCAAAUAGCGAAUGCCAUGGGACAAGGGUGGGUCCCUCCGCUGUGGCUGCCCCCCGCAACCUUUAUGCUCCUAGCUUGGGCUCAGCAGCCCAGGUCCAAAGACUGUUUAGGAAACCCCUUCCCUUUUUAUUGCACAUGAAGAAGUUUGUGUUGGGCCAGUUCCACAAGUGAGAUGAAAAGGAAAUUGGAACAGCGAGACGAACUGGAACUGACCCACCAGGAACUGCUCCUACAGCUGCUGGGCCAGAGUAUUCCACUUUAGAUGGGCACGUGCUCCCAUGUGCAAUGGUAGUGUCCAGUGGGGCCAUGACUGUGCUCCAUAGAUGAGGACACAAAGUGCCUCGCUCAUCCCCCCUGCCUAGCAAAAAACAGCCCCCAUCACCUCACCCAUCCCCCUCCACCCCGCCAGACAACCCCCAUUGCCUCACUCAUCCUGCCUUGCCUAGCCACAAUCACACCCCAGUCCUUGUCCCUCAAUUAAAAACCAUUUGGAAUGAGAUUUAGGAAUUGUUUAAAAACGUUUCACUAGAUACCCAAAGUCGUCACAAUCAAGAAAGACCACACUGGCUAAAAAACCAACCUAACUUACAGGAA